AUGAAAUUUAAAUAACAUAUUUUAGGCUGAUAAUUGGUAGUAAAAACAAUAAUGAUUAUUGUAUAUGCAUACAAAACAAUGUUUCGAAAGAAUUCGAGGCAGUGGUUAUAAACAAAAGCCUUCAAAACAGCUUCUGUCAAUUGGUAUAAUUUGAACAGGUAGUGAAAAAAUGAUCACUUGUAGAAAGUUUUUCAAAGCAAGCGACGCAAACUGUGUAAGCCGUUUUAUACAAAAUAAUAAUUUUGCAAGCAAGUAAAGAAAAGUGAGCAAUAAAAGUUUCACAAAAUUAGGUGAGUUACAUAUAUUAUGUUUGUGGACAUGAUGAGGAACAUUUCGAAUUGGUAAUCACAACGUUACAUUUUUCCAGUCAUGGAUGCCAGUACAAGCUCUGCACCUCGGCGUGCUUUAAAAACUACCAGCGAUGAGGAUAGGCAACGCAUCAUAACGGCAUAUGAAAGUGGUGCAACACCAGCAUCAAUAGGCAAUAUGCUAAACAUAAACAAGAGCACCGUGUACGGGAUCAUCAAGCGAUAUAAGGACACCUGGCAAAUUGAAUCGAAAAAGCGCGGCGGUCAUCGUGCUAAAUCAUUGUCGAGUGAAGCCGUGGACAGUAUUCGAGACUGGAUCGACGAAGAUUGUACUAUCACCCUGAAAGCGCUGGCCGAGAAAGUGUUCCAGCAAUACGGCGUACGCGUGGUCGCUUCAACCAUUGCCAAGGAAGUGAAGGAAUUCAAUUAUUCGUUCAAAAUGAUUCAAAGGGUGCCAGAACGUCGUAACACAGCCGCAACUAUCGAGGAGCGAACAGCAUAUGCCGCCAGAUUCUACGAUAUUGCUCGUGAGGUUCCUGUAAAUGGGCUGGUGUAUUUGGACGAUGUUGGAUUCAACGUGAGUAUGCGGACAUCCAAAGGACGAUCAAGGAAAGGAACGCCAGCUACAGUUGUUGUUCCUCAACUACGCACCAGAAACGUAUCAAUUAUCUGUGCCAUGAACGCGUCCGGCAUUGUUCACUACCAGGCAUAUAAUCGCGCGGUAAACAAGGAACUAUUUACCGGAUUUAUUAUAGAGCUAAAAGACAUUUUGCGAGCUAAUGAUAUAUCUAGAAGUUACUUCGUGAUGGAUAAUGUUGCGUUUCAUAAAUGCAACUCUGUGAUAGAAACCAUCGAAGAUGGACACGACGAAGCAAUUUAUUUACCAUCUUAUUCACCCUUUUUAAACCCCAUAGAGAACAUGUUCAGUCAGUGGAAAAAUUAUGUAAAAAGAGCUGGUCCCAAUAACCAGGACGAACUAACAGAAACAAUUAGGAACGGAGCACAGUACGUCACUGCACAUGAUUGCGAGGGUUAUAUUAGAAAUAUGUGGCAUUACAUUUCACGCUGUGUUAGAGGUGAAACUAUAUUAGAUUAGGUAUAGAUUGUUAUGUUUAAACACUAGUUAUUUAGAUGUAAUAUGUAAAUACGUUCGUAUGACGAUUCGUUACAGAUGAUAUUACUUUUUCUAUUAUAUUUUUACGUUAGGGUUCAGUAUAUUUAUAACUAUAUAUCAGUCAUUUUCCUAUCCUAUAUUUCCUAUGCUGGGUUACAUAUUGGUUGCAAGAAUUUCAUUUACAGUUUUUAUACCACAAAGUUAACAAUAAUGUGCUUGAUUUAAGCAAUACCGGUGACUUAUACAACUACUUUCUGUACUUAUUCAUGGUAUUUAGAAACCAGUUAAUCAACCCAUACCACGGAACCAGCAUAUACACCAAAUUCAUAUAUUUGUUGUUGUUGUUGGACGACCAAAUUGUGCGUCCGAAAUUCUCUAGCUCAUUCACGAUCUUGUUUGCAGGUAUUACACAGGUAUCACAACGUGUUACACAAUUGGAACACAUUUCAAGCUACGCAUUCCAAAUAGCAAACAUGGAUACAUCGGAGGCUGUACCUCGACGGCGUAACAAAACUACGUCUGACGAAGAUCGAAACCGUGUUGUUACAGCGUACGAAAAUGGUGCAUCCGGCAAAGAUAUUGCAGAUAUGCUAAAUAUUAAUCGAGGAACAGUUUACAGCAUUAUUAAGAAGUAUCAAAAGACAUGGCAGGUUGCGGCUGCAAAACGUGGAGGUAACCGUCCUAAGCUCUUGCCAUAUGAUGCAGUAAAUAGCAUUCGCUUGUGGAUAGAUGACGAUUGCACGUUGACAUUGAAGGAGUUAGCGGAGAAGGUGUAUAACCAAUAUGGCGUGCAUGUCAGUACGACAACAAUUGCACGACAAAUAAAAGGAUUCAACUAUACCUUCAAAAGAAUGCACAAAAUACCCGAACGACGUAACACAGAAGAUACAAUUGCGGAACGUAGGUCGUAUACUGUGAUGUUUUAUGAAUUGGCACUGGAGAUUACCGAUACCGGCAUUAUUUUCCUCGGCGAAGUAGGAUUCAAUCUAAGAAUGAGGACAUCGCAAGGUCGAUCACGGAAGGGAACAACUCCAACCGUCGUAACGCCACAGUGGAGAUCGAAAAAUAUAUCCAUCAUGUGCGCAAUGAACAAGUACGGCAUAGUUCAUUACAAGGCGCAUACCAGGGCUGUAAACCGCGAGCUAUUCAAACAAUUCAUUAUAGAGCUCAAGGACAUAUUAAGAACGCGCGGAAUCAAUCGUUCUUAUAUGAUUAUGGAUAACGUGCCUUUUCACAAAUGUGCAGAUGUAAAGCAAACUAUCGGCGAAGAAGAAGACAAACCAUUGUACCUGCCGUCUUAUUCGCCCUUCCUAAACCCGAUAGAAAAUCUAUUUAGCAAUUGGAAAAAUUUAGUGAGACGGGCCAAUGUACAGAACGAACAGGCGUUGAUGGAAGCCAUUGCUGAUUGUUCAUCUCUAGUAAAUUCCCAGGAUU
Molecule: messenger RNA, 2856 nt
Organism: Anopheles moucheti
Lineage: Eukaryota; Metazoa; Arthropoda; Insecta; Diptera; Culicidae
Exons: 2
Coding region: 370-1404 (344 amino acids)
Molecular function (GO): nucleic acid binding
Source: RefSeq, a predicted model, not a curated record